AUGGUGGAACGUGAGUGGAUGUACACUGGUUGGUCCCGUACACAGCCCCCCUCUAAUGAUUGGAUAGAAAACACCAACCAGUUUUUGGAUUGUGCAUUCUCUAUGCCUAAUCUAGUUGAAGAUGGCACCAUUAAGUGUCCUUGCAUGAUAUGUCGCAAUUGUCUUAGGCAUAAUAGGUUAACAAUAGAGAUGCACUUGUGUAGAGUUGGCUUUAAGGAAGACUACAAAAUAUGGAUAGCACAUGGUGAGGGACUUGACAGUACCUACGUUGAAGGUGGACAUGAUGACAGUUUUCCUGAAACUGACCGCAUGGACGAAAUGUUGGCUAGCCUAGUUGGUGAACAUCCACCACCAAUUGAUGAGCAGCCACCUGCCUAUGCUCGAGCUUUUUAUAGGAUGGUACAAAACGUUGAUCAAUUAGUACAUGAGAAUACAUCACACUCAUCCCUAGCUACUGGAUUAGCGGUUUGA
Molecule: messenger RNA, 471 nt
Organism: Miscanthus lutarioriparius
Lineage: Eukaryota; Viridiplantae; Streptophyta; Magnoliopsida; Poales; Poaceae
Source: the annotation of a GenBank genome assembly